Purpureocillium lilacinum is the source of this 2316-nucleotide messenger RNA. RefSeq lists its product as uncharacterized. Gene Ontology annotation, molecular function: potassium ion transmembrane transporter activity. Lineage: Eukaryota; Fungi; Ascomycota; Sordariomycetes; Hypocreales; Ophiocordycipitaceae. Gene Ontology annotation, cellular component: membrane. The record is from RefSeq and is a predicted model, not a curated record. Gene Ontology annotation, biological process: potassium ion transmembrane transport.
AUGGCCGAAUGUGACGCCGAAGAAGCAGCCUCUGGCACCGGCAAAGAGCACGCCCAGAGCAGCGUCGGGCCUCCUGAAGCCAACGGCCCCUUGCCCGGCACAAAGGCAGAAGCUGGUGACGAGGAGAGGGCCCGAGAAAUCGCUGAGCAAGACCUAGGCACGUCUCGCAAGCAGGAAUACAGCGGCAUGCUACUCGUCUGGCUCAGUUUCCAAGCCACGGGCGUCAUCUACGGCGACAUAGGCACCUCGCCGCUGUACGUGUACUCGUCGACCUUUUCCAGCCAGCCCUCCACCGAGGACCUCGUCGGCGCGCUGUCCAUCAUCAUCUGGGCCCUGACGCUCAUCGUUACCGUCAAGUACUGCUUCGUCGUCCUGCACGCCGACGACGACGGACAGGGCGGCACGUUUGCGCUCUACAGCCUCCUCACGCGGUACACGCACAUUGCGCGCCGCGACCCCAAGGAGGAGCUCGGCGCGAGCCUCAAGCGGUACCGCACCAGCGACCUCAAGGCGGGCAGCAGGAGCAUCCGCAGCUUCCUCGAGCACUCCAGAGCGUCGCAGUUUGCGCUGCAGUUUGUCGGCGUGCUGGGUGUCUCCAUGGUUAUGGCGGACGGGGUGCUGACGCCGGCGCAGUCCGUCCUGGGGGCCAUCCAGGGCAUCACGGUGGCGAACCCGGGGCUGGGGACGCAGGCCAUCGUCGGCAUCUCGUGCGGCAUCCUCGUCUUCCUCUUCUUCCUGCAGCCGCUCGGCACGUCCAAGAUUGGCACGUCCUUUGCGCCCAUCGUGACGACCUGGCUGCUCUUCAACUUCUGCGUCGGCAUCUACAACAUUGCCGUCCACGACUUUACCGUGCUCAAGGCGUUCAGCCCGCACUACGCGUUUACGUAUCUCAUCCGCAACGGCCACGACGGGUGGAAGUCGCUCGGCGGCUUGCUGCUGGCCUUCACCGGCGUCGAGGCCAUGUUUGCGGACCUGGGCGCCUUCAGCAAGCGCGCGGUGCAGAUCUCGUGGCUGGGCCUGGCGUACCCGUGCCUCGUCAUCGCGUACAUCGGGCAGGCGGCGUACAUUGCCGCCGACGAGACGCAGACGGCCUACACGAACCCCUUCUUCAAGACUCUGCCGCCGGGGACGCUCAUCUUUGGGCUCGUCAUCGCGGUGCUGGCGGCCAUUGUGGCGUCGCAGGCCAUGAUCACGUCGACGUUUCAGCUGCUGACGCAGAUUAUGCGGCUGUCGUACUUUCCGCACAUCAAGGUCGUGCACACGAGCAGCAAGUUCCACGAGCAGGUGUACAUGCCGGUGGCCAACUGGCUGCUCAUGAUUGGCACCGUCAUCGUGACGGCCGUGUAUAACAAUACCACGUCGCUGGGGAACGCGUACGGCGUGUGUGUCAUCACCGUCACUUUUAUCACGACAUGCAUGGUUGCUCUCGUGGCGGUCCUCGUCUGGCGCCUGCCGCUCUACGUCGUCGUGCCCGUCUGGUUGGUGUUUGCGGCCCUCGACGGCGCGUUCCUGUCGUCCGUCUUUGAAAAGGUCCCCGACGGGGCGUGGUUCACGCUCGUGCUGGCCUUUAUCCUGGCGUCCGUCUUCACGCUGUGGCGCUUCGGCAAGGAGGCCCAGUGGCGGGCCGAGUCGCUCGACCAGCUCUCGCCGGCGGCCUUGUUCGACAGCAGGGCGGCUACGACUGCCGUUGGCGGCGCGGAGCCACGGCCGGGGGGGCAUCUAGUCUUGCGGUCGAGCCUGGGAGGGGUUCCGGUCUCGACGGUGCCGGGCCUGGGCAUCUUCUUCGACAAGGCGGGCAACCCGUCGCACGUGCCGGCGUGCUUCGCGCAGUUCGUGGCCAAGUUUGCGGCGCGCCCAAGUGUCAUUGUCUUCUUCCACAUGCGGCCCCUCCCGGUGCCGUCGGUGCCGCACGAGGAGCGCUACGUCGUGACGCGGACGGCGCAGCUGCCCAGCUGCUACGCGGUGACGCUCCGCCACGGGUACGCAGACGACGUGCUGCACCCGGGCCUGGCGCGCGAUCUGAUCCGGCAUAUUGUGCUCGCCGUGUCGCACACCGCGCGGGGAGGUGACGGCGGCAGCGGUGCCGAGGUCGAGGCUCUGCGCGCGGCGCAGGGCUCGCAGAUGGUGUACGUGCUCGGCAAGGAGGCCAUGCGAGUGCGUUGCGUGGACUCAGGGAGCGGUCGCGCGUGGGGGUUCGUCCGGGGGCUGCUGCUGGGCGCGUUUCUGUGGAUUCGGGAGAACUCCCGGACCAAGCUCGCGGACCUGGACAUUGACGCGGACAAGGUGAUUGAGGUGGGCUACGUCAAGGAGAUUUAG